This is a messenger RNA of Lytechinus variegatus (green sea urchin), 2840 nucleotides long. RefSeq names its product ly6/PLAUR domain-containing protein 6-like. The transcript has 6 exons. The record is from RefSeq and is a predicted model, not a curated record. Gene Ontology annotation, molecular function: acetylcholine receptor regulator activity. Bases 428 to 985 code for a protein of 185 amino acids. NCBI's taxonomy places the organism in Eukaryota, Metazoa, Echinodermata, Echinoidea, Temnopleuroida, Toxopneustidae.
AGGUGGAUGUGUAGGAGGGGAUAGGCCAUGUGCAUGUUAGAAAAGCUUCAUUAUGUUCUCUGUCUUACAUCAGAAGAGAGAUAUCAACAUAGCACACAUUGGCCUACAUCAGAUCAAGGUGAUGAUAUCUCCUUGAUCAGACAAGAUAGAGAGGUCUUCUACGGGAUUGACACAUAAAGUUUGACAGCAUCCUUCAUGUUUUUUGUCAAAAUAUCCUUGGAUUACAUUGGAUUUUUUUCAUUUCUAGAAAGCUACAGGUGAAUAUAUAUUUCAAGAUGUUAGUGGAUACUUUGAGGUCAUGAUGUAUGUCUCAACGCCAUCAUAGAGGUACUUCCAUAGUGCAAAACAACUGGAUGAUACUACUGCAGAUUGCCAUCAUCUAUACAACCAGACAUCUUGCCAAGCGAGGGGGUAAAACCUUCCCAUCAUGCUUCCAGUGAUGAUCCUGGCAGCGGGUAACCUUCAUUGGUUCUCAUUGAUCAUCUUCUUCCUUGGUAUCAUCAGUCUUCAUGGCUUACCAACUGAUCCACCUCUUAUCUUCUCAUAUGAUGACACCACACCUUUCCCAGAUGCGAUCAAGUGUUUUACCUGUGAUAGUAGAAAGACUAAUAAGGAGUGUAAUGAUCGGGCUUAUGAUGCUUUCUGCCCACAAGGUACAAAGUACUGUUACACCUCCCAUCAUCUCAAUAGUCUAUCCGGUGAGAGUGUUAUGAUUACUAAACUGUGUGCUACUAAUGGAGAAUGUACUCCAAAUGCUGUGGGUUGCUUUGAUUUAUCAUCUCAACAGUUUGAUACAAAGAAAUGUAUUUCAUGCUGCGAGGGUUCAAAAUGCAACGAGGCUGUUCCCACGAACUCGAGCACAGCUGUUUUUACAACGAUCACGCCGUACAGCCACGGAACAUUAUUACAAUCAUCAAGACUGUUCACAUUGCUGUGUUUAGUCUUAUCAACGGUGUUAGUCAGAGGAUGGUUAUGGAACAUCUAGCACUUUGAAUGACUUCAAACUUUCUCUUUGUGUGAACACAACAUCGUUCAUUUGAACGUUUCAGUCUCUACUUGUGAUAUGUGGUGUACAUUUAGCUGAAGUGAGAACAGUCCCCAGCCAAGUGGAGUAGUACUACAGUAUAUGCAAUGCCAGGAUAAAGCUUGUUAGGGUUAUGUAUACAAGUUUUGGAGCAGAUUAAAAGACAAAAUCUUAGGAAAUUGAUGAAAUCAGACAGUACAUGUAUGUCAAACUUUUUAAGUUUUUGCUCCAUAAUGUUCACCUCUACAAGGACAAACCCACCGAGAAUCAACCAUUUUAAGACUUUUUUCCCACCAUGGAUGAUCUUAAUUUAUCCCAAACAGACUAACAGUUUGGUCGCAGGAUGUUAGGAUGGUGACAUCAUUUCUUGGACUACUCUAGCACGUACUCAUGUAUACAUCAUGCAAUAGAUUAGCAGUUUUAAUGCAUUUUGCUAAAUAGCUUGAUAUCCAAGAAAAACAUCAGCAUUUAUGGACUGACAAGCUUUCCCUGGUUUUCAUUGGCCGAGACGAGCAGGUACCAGACUGUUACUAUGGUAACUGUUGGAUAAUGACAUCUUGACAGUGCCAACAACUUUCAUGGAAUUGUCCUAGGAUCCUUAGCAGACCUGGGCCCCGUUUCACAAUCACUUAUUAUAAUGACAAAUGCACAAUUGCUCAAGCAAAUUUACUAUCAACCAGUAAGAUAGGAUAUCUGUAGCUGUUAACUGUUCUUGCAAAUUUGUUAUUAUAAACAAGUUUUAUGAAACGGGCCUCGGAAUUAGUUGAUCCUUUGGCUGCUGCUAUUUUUUCUCUCUUUUAUAUCAGUUUGGAAACAUCUUGUCAUUUUAUUAUGAACGUGGGCGUAGUAGUCUAGGUAGAUGUAUAUGUUUUUUUUUUCAGUGAAACAAGAGUGCAAGAAUAUAUAUUCUGUGAAUAUGUACAUAUGAGGAUAACUUAUAGAGAUGUUUUAUCUUGUUUUAUACGUACAUUAUGAUGUCUAUAAUGUAUAGUAUGCUAGGAAGAAUAUUUGAUGAAUACAGAUUUGUCUAGUGUAUGGGCAUAAUAUGUAAAUGAUAAAUGCAGAAAACGAAUGUUCCCAGAAUGUGUAGAUGGAAAGGUGCAUUAGGAAUUGCACUCUGGAUCAUCUUUCUUGCAUACAUCAGUGUUCAGGUUUUCAUGUAUAUUAUCUUUGGUAAUGAUACAUGUAUAAUUUGGCACAAAUGUGCAUUUAAAAUUUAGUAUGACUUUUUGUCAGACUUAAUAACUCUUUGAGGAACAAUUCCCUCCCACCACCACCCUUUCUGCCUUCCCCUUUCAGAUUAUGAUGUAAUGUCCCUAGAACCUUUGAAACAUAAUGUAUUAUUGGCCUGGUUCCUAAAAUUUAGAACAAGGUCAAUAAUACAUUUAUUUCAGUAGUUCAGUAGGGCUAAUUAUAUAUUCAAGAGGUCAUACAUAUCUUGGGGCCCCAUGGACCGAUUCCCACCAUAUUUGGGUUGAUGCUCAGCUGAAAUAUGGUACAAAAAAAUCCCUGGUAAAAUACAAAAAAAAGAAAAUUGAUGAUGUCACGCUGUGAACAGGGCUGUGUAAAUGUAUUUUCUUUAUGCUUGCCCAUUCUCUCUGGACUGCUUUGCCAAGAAUAAUCAUGAUUUAGAUAGAGACCUUUGAGGCUGCGGUUCCUAAUGAUUCAGUUCAUUUUUUACCUCCCAGGCACAGGUGAUGCCAAACAAAUAAUGAUAAUAAUGAUUGCCCCAAGCAUAUAUCUCACCUGCUUCAUUUUCCAGUAAUGAAAAGUAACAAUUUGAAUAAAAUUUUGCAACAUUAAUAUGAGUUGGCCA